AUGGACCGAUGGAAUGAGGAUAAGGGUGAGCAGCACGAAACGUUCGUGAUGGUCGCCUUCACGGCUCGCGCUGCCAGCCUCGAGCCGGCUCCGCCGCAGCCACGGGAAGGACAGCUGCGGGCGCCCGCCCAUGCGCCCGGCCGCUCCGCGCCGCUGGGGCGGCUGGCGCGCGGCCUGCUCGCGGCCGGCGCGCGCCGCCGCGGGCGCCGCGCGGGCGCCGCCGCAGCCAUUCGGGGCGAGCCCGACGGCGCCUGCGGCGGCGUGGCGAGGCUCGACUCGCUCGCCGCCGCGGGAGACGUGGCGGCCGCGACCGCGGCCUUCGAGGUCCUGAGCGCCCGAGCGCCCGUAGCGAAGCAGACGAUGCUCUGGAACCUGGUGCUCAAGGCUCACGCGAAGGCGGGGGACGCUCGCGGUGCUCGCGCGUGGUUCGAGGACAUGGUCGACCAUGGGAUACGGGUCAACCUCAAGACGCUCGGCAAGCUGGUGGAGUCUGCAGCCAACGCCGGGCUCCUCUACUUGGCCGAGCAGUGGAUUUUCGAGCUGCUUCAUCCCGCGACGAAGACACGUCGUCUCGUAGAAGCGACGAUGAGUCUUGACGAUGAUGAAGAGAUGCAAGCGUAUUCGAUGGCCAUCAACGCUUCGGCCAAGGCAGGAGACGUCGAGCGCGCUGUCGCAUGGAUCCAAAGGUUGCAGGCGCUCAACCUGCUCCUCGCGAAGAUACCCUUCUCCACCGUGGUCCAUGCUUAUGCGAAGCAGGGCGACAUCAUGGGUGCCUCUCGCUGGUUCCACGCGAUGCUGGACAUGCAGAUAACUCCCGACGCCGUCGCUUACGGUGCCAUGAUCGACGCCUGCGCCAAAGGCAGGGAGUGGGGGCGCGCCCUCGAGCUGCUCCGCGGUGCGGGUUCUCAGCACGGCGGCGCAGUGGACAGCGUGUCCUACACCGCCAUGGCCGACGCGUGCGCCAAGCGGGGCGACUCGGCGGGAGCCGCGCACUGGCUCGGCAAGAUGGAGCAGGCCCAGUGCGCGCCGAACGUGCUCUCGUACAACACCGUGCUGGACGCGUGCUCGAGAACCGGCGCCACGGCCCAGGCCUCGCGCUGGCUCGGCAGGAUGAUGCGGAGCGGCGUCGCGCCGAACGAGUACACGUACACGACCAUCAUCAGCAGCUGCGCGCGGCGCAAGGACGCGAGAGAGGCCGCCGAGUGGCUGCGCGCGAUGCAGGGCGCGAGGCUGGAGCCGAGGGUGGCCGCCUACAACGCGGUGCUGGACGCCUGCGCCAAGCGGGGCGACGCCGAGGGCGCGGCGGGCUGGAUGCGCGCCAUGAGGGACGCCAGGCUGACGCCGGACGAGAUCUCCUACACCGCGCUGGUGGACAGCUGCGCCCAGCACGGAGACACGGACGGGGCGGACAGGUGGCUGAGGGAGAUGGAGGAGUGCCAGUGCGGGCCCAGCGUUGCGGCGCACAAUGCGGCCAUCUCCAGUUGUGCCAAGGCGGGCGACGCCUUGCUGGCCGUGGAGCGGCUGGAGAGGAUGGCGCGGAGCGCCCUGCGGCCCGACGUCAUAUCCUACAACGCCGUGAUCAACAGCCACGCCAGGGGGGAGGACCCACCUGGGGCUCUGCGCUGGCUGGAGAAGAUCGAGGAGGACCUGCUCACGCCCAGCGUCGUAUCGUACAACACGGUGGUAGGUGCUUACGCGCGCCAAGGCGACCCAGACUCUGUGGCAACCGUGUUGGAGCGCAUGUCAAGUGCAGGGUUACAGCCGAACGAGGUGACAUGGGCGUUGAUGCUCCAGGCGUGCGCCAACGCGAUACCCAGGACCAGGGAGCCGUGGCAGCCGAGCGCGUCUUCCGGCAGAUGGUCGCGGCGGGCACGAGUCCGAACAAGGCUGCCCUCAAGGCGCUGGGGAGGGCAGUCGGCUCGAAGCGUCGGGCUGCGCUGGUGGAGGAGCUGGGCGUGGGCGACGGGGCCGCAGGCGGGGCCGCCGCUGGCGCGGGCUGAGCCGAGCCGGGCCCCGCGAGCCGCCGGCGAAAGCUCCAGGCAAGCGAAGGGUGGGCGCCGGCAGGCCCGUGCGGCCCCAGGGCGGGUUCGAGGGCGAAACAUGCCCGACCUAUCACACAAAAAGCAGGGGGCAGAGCGAGCAGCAGCAACUGGCAGAAGCGGGCGAGUCCUCCCUCUGCCCUCCGCGCCGCGGCGCCCGUCCCCCGCCACCCUUUCCGGGGGCCCGCGAGAAACGGCCCACUGCGCGGCCUCCACGCGGAGC
Molecule: messenger RNA, 2262 nt
Organism: Prorocentrum cordatum
Lineage: Eukaryota; Dinophyceae; Prorocentrales; Prorocentraceae
Source: the annotation of a GenBank genome assembly